Messenger RNA from Apis cerana (Asiatic honeybee), 4292 nucleotides. Its product is annotated as zinc finger protein 880. Lineage: Eukaryota; Metazoa; Arthropoda; Insecta; Hymenoptera; Apidae. Gene Ontology annotation, cellular component: nucleus. Gene Ontology annotation, biological process: regulation of transcription by RNA polymerase II. Gene Ontology annotation, molecular function: DNA-binding transcription factor activity, RNA polymerase II-specific. The record is from RefSeq and is a predicted model, not a curated record.
GUGACGAAUUCGUAUAAAUAAUGUCAAAAAGUAAUAAAGAAAAGAAGAAAUAAAUAAUGAAAAAUGGAUCGAAAGUAUUUAGAAAGAAUACAUAUACGCACAAAUUUUUGACAUUAAGUUUAGCUAUAAAUUCUAUGUUUACAUUUUGUCCUUCAAGGACUUCUCGGAUUUCUUUUCUUUAUCUACAUGUAAACCACAGUUGAAGCUAUACUUCUUUGUAUAAUUUCAUAGAACGCAGUUUAGUUUCUACCGUUGAUUAUAGAAGUUUGUAGUGUCAUAUAGUGAAAUUUUGAACGAAUUAUUAAAUAUUUUAAAUUUAUAUUAAUUAUAUUUAUAUUUUUUAUUAUAAUAAUUAAUAUAAAAAUGUUUAAAAAAAUUUAAAAUGUGAGUUUAUGUUUGUGAUUGCAAUGUUACGUAUUAUUUAAACUAUGAUCAAGAAAAUUAGCUAUAAUAAACAAUGUAAUAUAAACAUAAUAUGUAAAUAGAUAAAGUUAAAAAAUUAAUUGAAAUUUAUAAAAAAUUAGUGAAAAUGUUUGAGGAAUUAGAUAAUUUUUUCAAAUUCGAUUAUAAUAGUAGAAAAUUACAUAAUAAAAAUACAAAAAAUAUUUAUUCAAAUACAGUAUUAGAUGUAAUAUCAGAGAAACAGCAUAAUAAAGAAGUUAAUAUUAACAAAGAAAAAAAAAAUAUUGAAGAAUUAGACAAUGUUAAAACUAUUAAUUAUUCUGAUAUUAAUACAAAACAAUAUAUAUCAAUUUUAAAUAAAACAUCACGUAAAGUUCCUAAUAUUUUAAAAAAUAAGUCAAAGUCAGAGAGAAUUUUUGAAACAGAUGCAACAAAGUCAAAUUCUUUUAAAGAUGUAACAGAUAAAGAUCAACAUGAAAGUUUAUUCAAUUCUGAUUCAAUAUCAGAAUAUAAUUCAUCUGAAAGUAUACUUGCUAAAAAAGAAAAAAAAUAUAAAAGAGUAUCAAGGAGAAGAAAACAAGAACUUAAUUUUACAAAUAUUUGUCAUGAAUUACCAAAGUGGAGCAUUUGUUCUUUUGUUGAUGAUAAAAAAAAAAUGAUAGGCAAAAAAUUAGGUAAACCAAAAACAUUAGAAAGUCUCACACAAGGAAAAAAGUUAAAACAUCAUUCUAGGAAACAAAAUAAAAAACAACAAAUAUCUAUUCUUAAAAAUAAAGGAAAGGAGAAAUACUUACCUUCAAUAUCUCAGGAUGUAUUGACAGAUUAUAGUUCUGAAUGUCAAAAUCUUUCAUUCUCAAAAGAAAUUGAAUCAAAUGAUUUGGAAGAUUUAAUUGAUUUCUCUAGCAAUGAAAUAUUUAAUAAGUUUAAUUAUGAAUUUUAUAACAAUAAUUCAGAUUGUUAUACAUGCUAUUCAAUGAAUUAUGAAGCAUAUAAUCCUUUAAGUGCAAUACACGAAAGUGAUAGUUAUGAAAACAUAUUUGACACAAAUGAUAAUGAAGUUGACAUAUGUAAUACAACAUUAUAUUCUUCUUUAACGGAUAAUGAACAAGAUGAAAAGAAUACUUCAAUAAGAAAAUUUAUGAUGUCUCCAGAUUAUAGAAGUGAAGACUUAUCAUUUAGUAGUGAUAAUAAAUCAAAGUGUUCAUCUGAUUCUUUCUGUAAUUAUUGCUUUGAGGACUGUGUUUCAAAUUGGAUUGAAACUAGUGCAGCUAGUAUUCAUUCAGAAGCUUUCAAUGAUAUUAAACAGAGUAAUUUAGAUAAUUCAUUUUUUCAUACUUCUAAAUAUAAUGAAUAUCUGACUGAUGAUAGGGAAUAUGACAAUAGAAGAUCAUCAUUGACUGAAAGUGAAUGUUCUUUAGAAAUCACAGAUGAUAUUGAUUCAUUAUUGACCGAAUUUGAACGUUAUUCGGAUGAAAAACAAAAUAGCGAGACUGAAAUAUUUAAACAAACAAUAUAUACGCAAAAACAAAAAGAAUACGAUGUGUCGAUAGGAAAUUUACAUGAUACGAAUAUAUUACAAAUUCAAGACGAUAGUGAAACUAGUAUAAACAAGGAUAAGUAUGUACAUAAUACUUUGUGAAAGUUGCGGUAGGCUUUUCAAUCGAAAAUAUCAUUUCAAUAGACAUUUUAUUCAUUGUGGUCGCUUGAAAGAACCUUUCAAGUGUGACAUGUGCUUUAAAAUGUAUAGGUAAAAAAGAAGAAACAGAGAUGAUUUAAAUUUGUCAAAUAAAAAACUUUCAAACUUGAAAAUUUAUUAGUUUACAUUGGUAGAAAUUUAUUUUCAGACACAAAUCAUCUUUAAUUCAUCAUUUAAAAGUAGCGCAUCAUAUUCAUUAUGCUCGUAAUCGUACCGCGACAUUUGUUUGUAAUGUAUGUAACAAAAUCUAUAGUAAAUUUGGUGCUUUCGAGAAUCACAUGAAGAGUCAUAAAAACGAGCCUGGUAAGUUUUGAUAACUUAUAUAUAAUAAAAUAAUAUAUAGGCGUAGUUCAGUGAAUUUUUUUAUCAUUUUUAGAUUGUAUGGAUACACCUAACGAUGUUACCUCUUAAUACAUAAGUAUUUAUGUAAAAAUAAGAAUACAUUUAUUUUCAGUCACUAUAUUUUAUUAUGAUAAAUGUAGUAUUAAUUAAUCUUUAAUGUUAAUUAAUAUUAAUUGAAAUUUUCUAAAUCUAAACAACACAAAGUUUAGAAUUGUUCAAUGGAUCUCACUACUAUCAAUUUUCCAAUUACGUGAUGUCCUCAGAUAGCAAAGAAAAUUCGUAUGCUUUGACUUAUAGAUAUAAUUUCAAACAGAAUUUUCUAUCUUAGAAAAUUCAAUCUAUGGAUGUUUAAUAAAUAUUGUUACGCACUGUUGAUCAGUCGUCUACUUAGCGACCGCUAGAUUUCAGCGAAUAUAUGAGUUCUUAUAUACAUAGUCAUAACAAUUGCAGCGACAUUAAGUCGUAAAUAUUGAGUUAUAUUAUGAACUUAUAUUAAUAAUAGUUAAUAAAAUAUUGUCAUUGGUAAUAAAUUGAUAAGUUUCACGAUGAUAUUAAUUGCUGCUAGGAUUGAAACGAAAUACGUAUUCAUAUUUAUUUUUACGAUUGUUAUUCUAUUUUAAUCAAACUAAAAUCUUAAAAAUAUUUUGAUUCUUUUAAGUUUUCUCAAAGGCAGCAUUAUCUUCAUGCGAUUUCAUAUCUCAAUAAAUAUCAUUAAUAUUAUUUUUAUUUAAGUUUUUCAAAUUUAUUAAAAAAUUUAAUUAGAUUAUAGAAAUUUUAUAUUUAUAUUUAUUAUUUAUGUUCUGACGUUAUCUUUUUAGAUAUAUUAUUUUAAUAUUAUAAAAUGGUUCUUACUAAUAUUAGGAAUAAUAGUAGAUAGUAAGAUUGACUAAAAAAUGCCAUUGAUUAUUGAUACAUUAAAAAGGAAAAGUAAUGUUUUAUACGAUUUUGAAACCAUUUUGAAAAGUUUGCAAUUAAUUAAUUUAUAUUCUAAUGUCGAUAUUAUACACUAUAUAUAUAUAUAUAUAUAUAUAGUUUAUCAACCUAUAAUAUAUUUAUAGUUAUAUUAUUUAUAUUGACAAAUGAAUAUUUUAAAUUAAAUAUUUUUGAUAUAUGAUUAAUACAUAUGUGAUAUAUGAAUUAAAAUAUUAUAUAAUUUAUGUUUAAUUUUCAACUGGUGAUGUAACAUAGAAAUUAUUUCGUGCAUUAAUGAUAACUUCUCAAUUUCGAACAAAUAUAUUUUGCUAUAUUUCAAUAUACAACCGAUGGUACAGCCAUGAAGAAAAAACAUACAUAUAGGUAUUGUUUUUAUUUCUAUUCUGUUUAGUUUAGUAAUACUUAGAUUGCAUGAAGAAAUUCUGCUUAAACAGAAGAAGAAAAAUUGUUUUCUUCUUAUUAAAUAUUUGUUUUCAGUUUUUAUUAAAAUUUGAUGUUUGCAUAUAAUUCUUAAUAUAAUUUCUGAGAUAAUGUCACAUAUUAUAUAUAUUCUAAUACAGUAUUAGGUAUAUUAAAUUCAAUAGUAUUAAUAAAAUUAAACAACAAAUAAAAUACAAUGAUAUUAAAUAAAUAGCAACAUCAUCAGUUGCAAGUUAAUAGAUAUUCCGUAAUGAUACAAUACAAAUUUACAUUCCUUUUCCAUUUUUGAAAUUGUAACAACUCGGUAUAAACAGUAUUAUACAGAAGUUAUAAUAUUUUAUUUUUGUAUCUGUUUUUGAUAACAUUGUAAUACUCAAUACGUACAAAUUGAUAUUAUAAUAAAAAUUUAAUUAUCAUAUUUAAUUUAAUAUUAUUUUAAUUUCUAAUGUAUAUAUGUCUAAUGUAUGAAUUUAACAAUAAAUUGAAUUUUAUUUUUAUA